Messenger RNA from Manis javanica (Malayan pangolin), 3366 nucleotides. It is a transcript of the gene HOXD11, whose product is annotated as homeobox D11. Gene Ontology annotation, cellular component: nucleus. Gene Ontology annotation, molecular function: DNA-binding transcription factor activity, RNA polymerase II-specific; RNA polymerase II cis-regulatory region sequence-specific DNA binding. The record is from RefSeq and is a predicted model, not a curated record. NCBI's taxonomy places the organism in Eukaryota, Metazoa, Chordata, Mammalia, Pholidota, Manidae. Gene Ontology annotation, biological process: anatomical structure development; regulation of transcription by RNA polymerase II.
AUAGAUAUGAGCUCUGAUCACCCGCCUUUUCUCUGUCUGUCGGCAUGGUGGGCAGAGCUCCCCGCACGGGCACCGCGGCAGCCAGCCGGGGCCAGGGAGGGAACCAGCUUCCCAGCCUGCGCUGCCUGCCCUAGGCGUAGGGCGAAGGCCCAGAACCCAGUGCUGGGAUUGCUGUGGCUGAGGAAUCCUGGGGAGAGGGGCAACGUCCUGCCCUUGGUUAUGGGACUUGUGUUGGGGCAGCUAUUUUCCGGGAGACUGAUGUUGCCGUUGGAACGCUCUGACUGUCACGGAGGUGGGAGUCCAGGCCUUGCCUGGACCCCAGGUCUAGGAAAGAGACACGGCAGCCGCUGAGGAGAGAGAGGCCUUGGGGCGAGUGGAUGGGGGGCCUUCGGGGCCAAGUGGCGCAGAGGGGUUCGAGGAAGGAGGGAAGAGCCGCUGAGAGCCUGCUCCCAGAGCCAACGGACCUCCUGGGGGGCCGCAGGGACCUUGCCGGCUCAAGGGCGCCACAGGAGCCUAGGGGAGACGCGGCGUGGAUGCCUAGGCCUCGGCGGGGCUCCGACGCGGGCAAGGGGCUGGAUGUGAGGCGGGCUGGUAUCAGGCUAGAAAGCAGAGAGGGUGAGGCAGGCGGAGGCGCCCAUGAUUUGUCUCUGGUUGGGGGGAGGGGGGAGCGAGAGCCCAGACACCCUGAGAAAAGGACUCCAGAGCCUUUUGUCCACCAGACCCCCGCGACCCAGCUUCCAGAGGGCCACGGGGUGUCUCCGCGGGCUGAACUCACUUCUUGUGCUAGUGCUGGGAAAGAAAGGGCAGAGAGGCGACAAGAGGGGAGAGAGAGAGACUGACACACUGCGAGGGGUAAGGAAGUGGAUCCGCGGGCAGAGAGGCCGAGGAAAGUGAGAGACAGGAAGAAGGAAAGAGGAAAACAGAGUAGUGAGAAGACGGGAGGGAGAUGAAGGGAGAAGGAAGACAGAGACAGAGGAGGAGACAGGGUGACAGGGCCGAGUGGGCACCAGGGCCUGGUCCGGGGGAGCUCUUCCUGGGGUUUUGGCGUGGGUUUUUUGAGCUGGCACUCGCGAUUCCGGAGUCAGGAAUGGAGAGAGAACCAACUUACUCCGCGGCGAACGCUCUGGGCAGAGAUAUGUAAAUCAGGGCUUCUUGCGCCUGGAGAGCGCCGCAAUUAAGCUUCUUGAACAAGAAGCAACAAGCUCCCAGCGGGCAUGCUGCAGAGGGUGGCGGCGUCGUGGGGGAGGGAGCGGCUGCAGGAAGGGAUGUGGGGGGUGGGAAGCUCACACCCUCACACCUAGUCCCCGGUGCCCCGGGCUGGGGCUGCCCCCUCCGCACUCCGCUCCUUUCUCUUCCCCCUUCCUCCCCCUUCUCCUUCUCCCCCUCCCUCCUCCUCCCUGCCGGCUUUGGUCCGCGUACUUAAAGCAGCGCGGGAGGGCGGGCGCGGGAGGGCGGCCCAGCCGGGCGGUGGCAGAUGCACCCAGCAGUGGCAGCCGCCGGAGGCGCACAGGUGACCGGCCUGCGGCACAGUCUGGUCAGGGGGCGCCUGGGGAUUGCUGGCUGGAGAGGGAGGCCGAUCCGCCCCCAGCGCGCGUGUGUCUCGGCGCCAGGAGCCGUCCCGGGGCGUGUUGGCGAGCGCUGAUACAGAUAUAAGGACAUUUCUCUCCAUGGCGUCACGUGACAUAAUUACCACCAGAAUCAAUCAAGAUGAAUUGCACGUCAGCGACCGGUGGGGAUUUUUGCUUAGUUGAUCCCGGCCCAAGCCUCUUGUGCAAUCGAUGGCUCAGGUUGACGGCGCGGGGAGCGGCCCAGGGCUCGCAGGCGCGCACGCCGCGGAGCCAUGAACGACUUUGACGAGUGCGGCCCUAGCGCAGCCAGCAUGUACCUGCCCGGCUGCGCCUACUAUGUGGCCCCGUCGGACUUCGCCAGUAAGCCGUCGUUCCUGUCUCAACCGUCGUCUUGCCAGAUGACUUUCCCCUACUCUUCCAACCUGGCGCCACACGUCCAGCCCGUGCGCGAAGUGGCCUUCCGCGACUACGGCCUGGAGCGCGCCAAGUGGCCCUACCGCGGCGGAGGCGGCGGCGGCGCUGGGGGCGGUGGCGGCGGGGGAGGCCCCGGCGGGGGCGGCAGUGGUGGCGCCGGCGGCUACGCUCCCUACUACGCUGCAGCAGCGGCGGCGGCGGCGGCGGCGGCGGCGGCGGCCGAAGAGGCGGCCAUGCAGCGCGAGCUGCUCCCGCCCGCGGGCCGCCGACCGGACGUGCUCUUCAAGGCGCCCGAGCCAGUGUGCGCCGCGCCCGGGCCGCCACACGGCCCCGCAGGCGCCGCCUCCAACUUCUACAGCGCCGUGGGCCGCAACGGCAUCCUGCCGCAGGGCUUCGACCAGUUCUACGAGGCUGCGCCCGGGCCCCCGUUCCCCGGACCGCAGCCCCCACCGCCGCCCGCGCCUCCGCAGCCCGAGGGCGCUGCCGAUAAAGGCGACCCCAAAACAGGGGGCAGUGGCGGCGGGGGCAGCCCUUGUGCCAAGGCGACCCCCGGCUCAGAGCCCAAGGGGGCAACAGAAGGCGGCGGCGGCGGCGACAGCGAAGGGCCCCCGGGGGAGGCAGGGACUGAGAAGAGUGGCGGCGCAGUGGCCCCACAGAGGUCCCGGAAAAAGCGCUGUCCUUACACCAAGUACCAGAUCCGUGAACUGGAACGCGAGUUUUUCUUUAACGUGUACAUAAACAAAGAGAAAAGACUCCAACUCUCUCGGAUGCUCAAUCUCACUGACCGGCAAGUCAAAAUCUGGUUCCAGAAUCGCAGGAUGAAAGAAAAGAAACUGAACAGAGACCGUCUGCAGUAUUUCACUGGAAACCCCUUAUUUUGAGAGCUCCAGGAAGCACCCCCCUCCCCCGAACUUCUCUCACCCACCCUGCUCCCCACAAGCCUGCCCUCGGCAGGCCCAAUGUCCUUGGGCUUAAUGACGCCUCUUCUCUGUGGAACUCCACGACUCCUUCCCACGGUCAACUCGGGACCUCCCAGCGACCACUGCAGCCUGCCGACGAGGCCGGGACUUGGCCGAAUGGAUCCUAAUAAGGGGAAAAUGGUAAAUGCAAACAUCCCUUUACAAUUUUACCGCCAAUGUGCUGUUGUUCUCCCUCCUUCUCUUCGAGUCCCCGUGGGGACGCUGUGGGAUCUGUAGAGAGUUAGGCCUCUGGGCUGGAAGGCACUUGUUAUUGUUCUGAGUUUAAGGAACCCAGACCUUCCCCCCUUGGUGAAUACAAAUUAUUUAAACUGGGAAAUGUACCUUUGGUCUGUCUUAUCAAGGCAUGAGUCACUGUCUUUUGUGUGAAUAAAUGGUUUCUAGUAAAAUGAAGGUUACAGCUUCAA